Messenger RNA from Guillardia theta CCMP2712, 733 nucleotides. RefSeq lists its product as hypothetical. The annotation marks the transcript as partial. Lineage: Eukaryota; Cryptophyceae; Pyrenomonadales; Geminigeraceae. The transcript has a single exon. The record is from RefSeq and is a predicted model, not a curated record.
AGAACACGACCAGAAUUGUUCCCGAGGCGAAGGUGGCAUCGCAGACUAGUGGGAUUUCUAGCGAAGGCCUGGUGGAUGUUGCCACGGGUGUUGGUGGGAGUGCGGGAGGGCUUGAGAUGAGAGAAGACCCCGAGACUUCUCUGAUGGUAUGAGAGUAUGCUCGCACGUGCCGGACCUCAUGGAGGGGAACUCUUGUGAACCCUCCUCGUCUGCCACAAGUGAAAACUCUCCCCCCCCUCUGUAGCCUCGUUUAUCCCCUACCAUGGGAGGAAUUCUUAGCCGCAGUGGUCGCAAGACCUCAGUUGAUGGCAGCCAUUAUGAUGCGCCUGGGAGAGCAGGUCAAAACCACUCCCGCCAUCAUGACGUGGCACAGCAGCAGGUCAAGCGGCAGCAAGGGACAAGUCACAACCCUCAGACCCACAGCAACCACCAUCACCAUCACAAUCAUCAAGGUGCAAACCAUGCGAGCUCUCCUAACCGCAAGGAUGGAUCGCCACAGGUCUCGAGGGUUCCAUCCACAGAAUCCAAUCAUGGUGGAUCCACAGACAAGGCGAGGAAGUCGAAACCUCCGGCUCUUCAGCCCGAAGUCAGUCUGUCGGGCUUGAACUUGACGUCUCCCAUCGCGGCUACUCCUGCCCCAAAGACUCCGGAGUCGCCUGGAGUUGCCGCCUUCACUUCCAACAUCCUUGCAUCAGCUGCAUCUCAUGAGAUCGUGUUCGAGACCAGCGAAGCG